Molecule: messenger RNA, 9484 nt
Organism: Lagopus leucura (white-tailed ptarmigan)
Lineage: Eukaryota; Metazoa; Chordata; Aves; Galliformes; Phasianidae
Gene: MCTP2
Product: multiple C2 and transmembrane domain containing 2
Exons: 32
Coding region: 3884-6571 (895 amino acids)
Biological process (GO): regulation of neurotransmitter secretion
Cellular component (GO): synaptic vesicle membrane
Molecular function (GO): calcium ion binding
Source: RefSeq, a predicted model, not a curated record
GGCAGUUCUCUGCAGGGAGGAGAUCUCUGAGGAAGGUUCAGCCUGCUUCAGAGAGUGGAAAACUGCAGGAGAAUUCCUAAUUGGAUGCAGCAGGGAGGAAGAAAAGAAAGCCCUUGACAGGUUGAGGGUUUUUUUUUCCUGUAGUGGCAGCAUUUUAGAGACACUUGUUAAUGAGGAUGACUGAUUGGAAAAUGAGUCAAAGCUUUUAAAUCUUUAAAAAUGAUUUUUUUUUUUCUUCCUUGUUCUUGAAAGUGGAUUCCUCGUGUGAUCACUAAGACAGCAGAAUUUUCCUUUCCACCUCCAAAACAUUGAAAGUUCCUUCAGGCUCAGUCUGAGACGCAGUGUGCAAUUACUCACAGGACACCUGGUGCUGGCUGUGACAAGCAGGGGAACAGCUGUGGGCAAGCGUGGACUGGGCUAAAGCAGAAAGGAAGUGAGAAAGAAGAUUCCCUCUGCAACCUCACGUCUCAUCUUAGCAUAAUACCUGAACCUUCUGGGAAGAACAGUAGACUUUGGGACCAGGACACAACUUUUCCAUCAGCAGCAUUUUGGCUACUUACCAACUGAAAUGGUAUGUCUGUGUCUGGAUGAGAUGGAGAGCAAUUUACAAAUGUCAUCCACACGAUGGAGGUGGAGAAGAAGCCAUAGAAGAUGACACCCAACCAGAAACAUGCUGCAGUUUUGUCGUGAAUAUCCAGGAAGUCUCUGUGGUGCAGAUGUGACAGCAACAGCAGAACUUAUUUCAAGGUCCCAUCCCAUGAAGAAGCUGGUCCUAAUUAACCACUGGGCUACCUGCUGGCCUAUGCAGCACUGCCUCAUUGCUCUGGGGUGACAGCGCAGCACUGCUCCUCUCUGCUGACAGCUUGAGCUCUGUACAAAAUAACUCCUUGCUGAAAUGCAACUAUCUCUGGGGUGGAGCGCUACUCCUCGACUCCUCCAUAGAAGCAAAACAGAUCUGGGACACAGAAAAAAAAUGCAAAAUGAGGAUUGGAUGGAGAGUGAACUUGGGAGUGAACUUUCCGGAAAGUACAUGAGAGGGAUCAGAGCUCAUUGCACGUGAACUGAGCAGCAGUGAAUAAAACAACUUACAAGCUACGUCAGUUCUGAAAAACAAAAGCGUUUUACAGAAGAUUUCCUCUUGUUUGAGUUGUGAUAUCCAACCGUGAUGGAUAAUCACUUCUUAUCCUGGUUGUUUUGUUGCUUCUGAGACAUGGAGUUUUUACUUCAAGCUUGGUUAAAGACUAAAAAGAGGGGACGCAGCUGUGUCUCAAUUAACCCUUAGCUCAGCAGUAGGGUUUUCUCAGGCUGCUUUGAGAAGAAAAACAUAGUUAAAACAACAGAAAGUUUUAACUUUUGCCUCGAGGGCUGGAAACCUAUUUUUCAGGCAGCUUAACUUCUGUCAUUCUCAGUGUGUCUCUUCAAAUUAGCAUCAGACAGUGAAAUAAAUAGGAAAUACUGCCCAAGAGUCCUUGGUUUUGUCAGAAAGGACUUUGAAAAAAGUAGAGGGGAAGAAAAAGAAAGCCUGAAUCAUGAAGGUCUGCCAUAUCUUUUUGAUGCUGUGAAAUCAAAACUGACUGAGUUUAUGGUCAUUCAAUUAUUACAAACCAGUGUAUGAGAAAACCAAUAGUUUGGUGAUGCCAGGUUAAAUGUUCUAGACAAGACAUGGUGUGAACUUCCUCAUGUUUGAAUUCUAAAUUUCAGCAAAGGGUCCCUUGCAUGCGCGCACUUUGUUUUCUCAACAGAAAGUAAAAGAGAAAACAAAAGCUGAGGAGGCAUUCAAGUACUGUGGAGAUGUGGCACCGAGGGACAUGAGCGCUCACUGCUUUAUGCCACUUCUCUGACAGAAGAGGAACUGCAGCAAAGGAGAGAAAUUUCUUCCAUCUGCGGCCAAGGUUAAGGCAACCUGUAGGAAAGAAUGAAAACGACGCAGAGAAAUGAGCACCUCAUUUCAGCAAGGGCCAAACUGCUGUCUGCAACAUUUUGGAUGACUCAGCGUGUUUCCUGGUUUUAUUUAUUUCUGUUUUUCAUUGCAAGAGGUGUUUCUGUCAAAACUAAAGCUUGAGGAGCUGAGCCUAUUAGUACAUGACAUGUCUUUCUCUGUCAUGCCCAAAGCCACAGCCAUGAUUUCCCUCUCACUGGCUCUGGGAUGAAGCAGGUAUAGGGGUGUUGAGGUGGUCUGGCACUGGAAAUGCUGGCGGGAAGCUGGGCUGAGAGGAAACCCAUUCCUUAUGGGGUGUUACACAAACUGGGAGCUCUACAGAAACCCACCAGAGAGACUGAGGGUUGGGAAUAAUUAGCACACAUCAAAAAAUCCAUAAGAAGCACAGCUACUUUUUGACAGAAGGGCUGAAUUUUGCAGCUAUUGGUAAGUGCAGUGAAUGGAAGGGAAACGAAUAUCGGUGCAAACGUUGACUCAAUCCAGAGAGCUGCUCUUCUUUCUCCAGCAGGCGUGUGGAAAUCUAUUGCUCCUCACUGAAAAAUAAAGCUGGGGAUGCAUUAUUAAAAAGCAGGACAAGCAAUGUCUUAACCCCUUCAUUUCAGAGCAGAACUUUUAGGAUGAAGCAUACUAAUUGUUACACUGAUAUGUGAUAUUAGCUAUCAGGGUCAAGUGUUUGAAAGAGGUCUCACAAUCUACUACAGAGGCAAUUUGUUAUAAGCAAGAAAUGGAGGCAAGAGGGAAGAGAGAAAUGGAGCAGCUGGAAUAGGUGGCAGAAAGAGAGAUGGAGGAGGAAAUGAAAUGUAAAAACACAAAAAACAUGUUGGCUAGAGAAAAUAAGUAGAGAAGUGUGAACAUGGGUUCUUUGGAACUGUUCUUGCUGACAAGAACCUGGAAUUUUUAUUUACCAUCACUUCUUUCUUCUAAAGUAUCUGCUAUUUACAGUAUAUUGCAUUCUCAAUAUUUCCUACAAUUUUCCUCCUGAGGAGGCUCCAUUCCCUGCCCUUCCCCCAGCUGUGUGGGACAAGAGCCACAGCAUCUAGAGUUUUAAAAAAAGGGAAUGAUAAUUCCAGAUCCAUCACAGAUCUCACCAAUGAUGUACAAAAUUUGAAAGGCAUAUUUUCAUGUUUUUGUGUUUUUUUUUCACCCUGUCAGUCAUCUUCCCUUUGAGUUCCUUGAGGGAGGUUAAAUGGGAACACCAGGUAGCUGGCCAGCAAUGUCUGGAAGUGGCUAGUGCAGGAAUAGUGGGAGCCUCUGUACCUUUACCCUUUAUGGAGUUAAUUGUUAGACUGUGGAUAUGUUUAAGUGAGAAGGUAGAGCCACGGUGAUUCCUAUGCACUGUGAAGGAAGCCUGCAGAGAUGUCUCUGCUGCCUUGGCACACGAUUAGGAAUGAUGUGAAUGCAUACAGGCUGCAGCUUGAUUGGCCAAGAUGGAAGUGAUAUUCAUGAAACAAUCAGAGCAUUUUGCUAAUGCACAGGGAGUGACACAUGAUCCCAAUUGAGUGAGAAUGCUCAGAUCUGCCCAUUUGUGGGUAAAAGUAUGAAGAUAUCCCCCGUGCCACUGGGCUGGAAAGAGUUAAAGAGCACCAAUCAAUCUGCAAUCAAGCAGCUGAGGCAUAAUUAGCCAGACUGAUUAGGCCAUAAAGGUUGUGGUAAGCCAGAGUUUGGGUUUGCCUAGAGGGAAGACUGCAGAACUCCUGAGCUGAGGGCAGCUCAGCUUCUGGGGGAAUUGUUAAUGCCAUCCUUAAUAACAUCUAGAGAAAAUCAUUUGUGCGUGUGAAGGGAAAGUUGUGCUGUGGCUCAAUGGAAGUAAUCCACAGAUCUGUCUGGAAAGAGUAAGGAUGGUUGUUCAUCUAUCAGCCACGGAAGACCCUGUCCGUGAGGAUAUUCCUGUGCACAGAGGCAUCCGUUUGACCUUUGCAUUACAAUGCAGAUUCAGAAUCACUGAUGCUGCUUUGUACCAGAGGCAUUGCUGAAGUUCCAUGUGCAGCCAUGGACUUGGAGAAACCAUCUGUCUGGGGGUCCCUGAAGCAGAGGACGAGGCCGUUCCUGCAAAACUUAAGCGUGAGGAAGACGAAGAAGAGGUCGAGCAAGAUGGUGGUGAGCAAAAUCCGCUCCCUGGACCGACGGCUCAGCGUGUCGGUGCCUGACAUGCUGGAGGUGGAGACUCUCACAGAAGAAGAAACAACCUGUUCAAGCACUCAGAUGCUGUCCAGUGGCUACCCCCGUGGUGCCCCCAGGCCUAUGGUGUCUCUGAAAAGAAGGAACUCAUCGAUGAGGCCAGAGGGAGAGGACUGGCCGUGGCUGCAGGCUUCAGCUGCGUGCAUGGAGCCAGCUGUGGCCCACUUGGAUGUGCCUAUGGCAGGGAGCCCUGUGUCCGAGGGGAAGCGACCGUCCAGUGAUGACUUCUUGGAGCUGCUGCAGAGAGCCCACCUGAGCACUGAGCUGGCAAACGAGAUGAUGGAGGAAUGUGGAGGAAUGGAUUUAGAGUCGUCAGUAUCUUCUCAAAUGUUUGAUGACCAGAUGGGUGCAGAGGAAGGAAGUGAUGGUUUGAGCCACCUGCCCAGCCCCUUUGCUUACCUGCUGACCAUCCACCUGAAAGAAGGCCGAAACCUGGUUAUCAGAGAUCGCUGCGGUACAAGUGACCCGUAUGUGAAAUUCAAGCUGAAUGGGAAAACUCUAUACAAAAGUAAGGUAGUCUACAAGAACCUAAACCCAGUUUGGGAUGAGACUGUUGUGCUGCCUGUACAGACCCUUGAUCAAAAACUCUGGGUUAAGGUGUACGAUCGAGACUUAACCUCUUCUGACUUCAUGGGUUCGGCAUUUGUAGUGCUCACUGAACUUGAACUCAAUAGAACUACUGAACAGGUUUUAAAACUGGAGGAUCCCAACAGUUUAGAAGAUGACAUGGGAGUGAUUGUAUUAAACUUGAGUCUAGCAGUCAAGCAAGGAGACUUCAAGAGAAAUAGAUGGUCAAGUCGGAAGAAGAGAUCUUCAUCCAAGUCGAGUUUCAUGCGGAGCAUGCGGCUCUCUGACUCUUUGUGCAAGAACCAGCUGUGGAAUGGACAGGUCACCAUCACACUCCUGGAAGGGAGGAACAUCCCCUUAGAGGGCUUGGCAGCGGCUUUCAUUCUCCUGAAACUGGGAGAUCAAAGAUACAAGAGUAAGACACUGUGUAAGAGUGCAAAUCCUCAGUGGAGGGAACAGUUUGAUUUUCACUACUUCUCUGACAGGAAGGAUAUGUUGGACAUUGAGGUCUGGAGAAAGGAUAACAAAAAGCACGAGGAGCUUUUGGGAACAUGUAAAGUUGACAUUUCUGCCCUGUCAAUGAAGCAGACAAAUUACUUAGAGCUGCCUCUGGAAAAACAUCCGGGGUCCCUGAUAAUGCUGAUUGCUGUCACCCCUUGUACGGGAGUGUCCAUCUCUGAUCUGUGUGUCUGCCCUCUGGGAGACCCCAGUGAAAGAAAACAGAUUGCACAGCGCUAUAGUAUAAAGAAUUCCUUUAGAGACAUGAAGGACGUUGGUUUCUUACAGGUCAAAGUUUUAAAGGCAGUUGACCUCCUGGCAGCAGAUUUUGCAGGUAAAAGUGAUCCUUUCUGUGUGUUGGAGCUGGGAAAUGACAGUCUUCAAACACACACCGUUUAUAAGAACCUCAAUCCAGAGUGGAACAAAGUUUUCACAUUCCCUAUUAAAGAUAUUCAUGACGUUCUGGAAGUGACAGUGUUUGAUGAAGAUGGAGAUAAACCCCCUGAUUUUCUUGGAAAAGUUGCUAUCCCUUUGCUGUCUAUCAGAAAUGGCAAACAAAGUUGUUACAUGCUGAAGAAUAAAGACUUGGAACGUGCUUCAAAAGGAGUCAUUUACUUAGAGCUGGAUGUCCUAUUUAAUCCCAUCAAAGCAACUAUUAGAACAUUCAAGCCCCGCGAAAAGCGCUUCACUGAGGAGAACCGCAAAUUUUCUAAGAAGAUCUUAUCGAGGAAUGUUGAUCGUGUGAAAAAAAUCACCAUGGCAAUAUGGAAUACAAUACAAUUCCUUCGGAGCUGUUUUCUUUGGGAGUCCACGGUAAAGAGUAUGAUAGCAUUUGUGGUAUUCAUGGUCACUGUAUGGAGCGUUGAACUGUACAUGGUGCCCCUGGCUUUGCUGGUGCUCUUUGCAUACAACUUCUGCCUUGUCAGAACAGGGAAGGUCAGCAACACCCAGGAUGCCCAGGAGCUUAUGGGCUUGGAUGAAGAUGACGAUGAGGAAGAUAAGGAAUCUGAGAAAAAGGGAUUAAUUGACAGAAUCCACAUGGUCCAAGAGAUUGUCGUAGCUGUUCAAAGCGUUCUAGAGGAAAUUGCGUCGUUUGGAGAGAGAAUUAAAAACACAUUGAACUGGACGGUGCCCUUUCUCUCAAUUCUGGCCUGCUUGUUCCUCGCAGCAGCAACAGUCAUUUUGUACUUUAUACCACUGAGGUACAUUAUUUUAAUCUGGGGCAUAAAUAAAUUUACUAAGAAACUUAGAAAUCCCUAUGCCAUCGAUAAUAAUGAGCUGCUAGAUUUCCUCUCCAGGGUACCAUCUGAUGUUCAAAAGGUGCAGCAUGCUGAAUUGAAACCAUACAGCAGCUCCAGCCCCAUUAGGAAGAAACGGAGUGCUCUAUAGGAUGAAGUGCAAUUUCGGAAUGCAGCAUCUCUCUCUCUGUACCCCCCAUGUAUACACACGUGCUUCCCCCCUUCUCGUCAUAGUUCAGAACAACACAAUAAUUCGUUGGUUUUUUUUGUUUGUUUGUUUGUUUGUUAUUUGUUUUUAUUUUAUUUAAGCUGGUCUUUUUGAUAAAUACCUGUUUUGAGUUGUCUUUUUGGGCUGUCUCUUGGCACCAAGAUGUAGCUCCUAAAGAGCGGAGUGAAACAUGUGAAUUAGUUUGUAGGGUGGGGAGUAGUGUGGGGGGGUAUGGUGCCACUGCAUUCCCUCUUUUUAUUUUUUAUUUUGCUUCCAUUGUAGAGGGUAUGCUGGAUGUGGCAGUGCUCCAUUUUUUUUUUUUUUAUGUAGGAGGAAAUAAUUCUGCCUAGCAUAGCAGAUCAGCUGAGCUGAUGUGAGGAGAUGCUCUGAACCAGUUUUUAACAUAUCCAACAGAUUUACAUUAAGAUAUGAAAGCUAUUCUUUUCUGAGUUAAAUCACUGUGCCUAGAAAGGUUUAAGCUCUGAAUUAACGAGUCUUUGAUACCCAUCUUCUGUUCAAGCAGUGUACAUUUUAAAAAGUUUUUUAUCAUAAUUAGCAGAGUGAGGAGCUCCAGCAGUAUCUCAAUAUUUCAUCCAGCACUUGUGGGUUUUUCCUUUUUCCCUUUUCUUUAAAAAAAAAAAAAAAAAAAUGCCCACCCUGUGGUUAACUAUUUGGGUACUGGAUUCAUCAGAGAUCCAUUGCUGGCAAUGGAUGCAUGAGAACCUUCUGCUGCAAAGGAUUAAGAGACUGCAGAAAAGCCUAACUCACUGACCUGAAAAGACUCUGUUGACUUGCCUUUUAUAACUCCAUCUCAUCAGAUAUUUUCAGCACAGCUCUUGUUUUUCUGUCUAAAUCCAGAGGGGUCAACACUACAGAUCCAGGAGAAAAACACUUUAUUGCCUUAAAGAAACAAGUGCUGGUGCAGAAAGAGUACGUGGUGCCCAAAGGUGUGGCUGUGCAAUAGGGGGGGCAGGUGUUGGUCUCCCGCUGAUUUCCAUUGGAGUCCACAAAGAAAGGAUCAGAAAAUGAAGUUAUAUGGGAAGUGAGCAAUGAAGAAACAUGAGAAAGGACCCAAUUUUCUGAGGGAAAUGUGGUUUCUUGCUUUGAUCUUUUAGCUAUUGUUCUGCUUUGUAAAAUUCACAUAACCAGCAUAAUCCAUGUUGUUUGCCUUGGGAAACUGAGGUGGAGAAUUGUGUAAACCUGCUCAGUUUCUCUUGAGAGUGCAUUCCUCAACCUUUUGUAGGACUUUGUGGGAGUGACUUGUGACUUGUCCCCAUGUGUCAUUGUUAGCACGAGAGCUGGGGCUUGGUUCUUGCCAUUUCCAGGCAGGUGUUUCCACCAGCAUCACCUCAGGUGGUUCACCUUACAAACAAAGAGAAUCCUGGUACACAAGUUGCUUUUUAAAAUUAUACUUUGAAAGUCAUCUAAUUAAAGGUAAAACAGGUAAAGCUUUGCUUAUGGAUCGGCAGUCCAAAUGGUGCUGCACCAUUUGAUGAUGCAAACCUGAGGGCUUGAUGUGUGAAUUUGGUGCAAAAAACUAACAUCAGAGUAUUUUUCACUUGGUUGAUAACUGGAUUCAAUGAUUUUUCUGUGUUUAUUUUUCCAAAGUAACAAUCCCCUCUAUGCCACUGGAUCAUGAGGGCAUAUGUUCAUAGACUUGAUUUAAAAUGGAAUAGUUCAGUUGGAAAGGACCCGCAAAGAACAUCAAGUCCAACUGCCCAACUUUAGGGCUAACCAAAAGUUCACGAAUAUCAUUAAGGACAUUAUCCAAAUGCCUCUAGAACACUGACACGCCCGGGGGCAUCAACCACUUUGUUAGGAAGUCUUUUCCAGUGUUUGACCACCCUCGUGGUAAAAAAAAUUCUUUUCCUGAUGUCCAGUCUCAGUCUCCUCUGUGCUAUCCUCAUGGGUCCUAUUGUGGGCUACCAGGGAGAGGAGAUCAGUGUCUCUGUGAUAAAGAAUGUGUUUUGCUCAUGUAAAGCUCUGUUUAGGUGCGUAUGAAGAGACAGAAGAAAGAUUAUCUCACUUUAAAAUAGUGUAAAAAUGCCUCUUUGUGUGACGCGUGCUUGUGUACCCAUGCAUGUACACAGUUAUGUAUAAAGAAGAGUACAUGUAUAAUGUAUUUAUAGGUGAGGACGUGUGGGAAAGUGAUUGAACAUACAGAUUUAAAAACCUUGAAAAUGUUUAUGAAAAAUGCCAAAGAUUCUAAAGCUUAUCUUGUGUCUGUUCUUCUUCAUUUUGUACCGUUCCCGGCAUGUCUCUCUGGCUGAGCCAGAUCUCUGCAUGAUUUGAUUUACUUCAAGUUAAUGAAGUCGGUUGGAAAGAGUCUUGUAGAAAUUAUAAAAUCUCCAGUAAAUCUCCUUCUUGUACAUACAAUGGAUGUCCACGGAUCUCUUUUGUUAAACUGGUUUCUCAAUCUUCUGUGUAAAUAAUGCCUCGUUGUCUCGCUUGAGACUAUCAUCCAGUUUAUCAUACUGUAGUCUUGUCGCUUUGUGGACCAAAGUCCCACAUAUUUAAGCAGGCCUGUGAAAUCAGAUCAUUGAUCUGAGUGAAAAUAUUCAGCUGCAGCAAACGUUUAUUUAUUCAGAAGUUGAGACUGAUAUUGUAAUAGUGAUUUUUUUUUUUUUUUUCCCCUAUAGAUUUCUUCACAUUUGAUUUCUGUUCAGGAGACAGGGUGAUGUCUUUAUAGAUAGAUAGAUAGAUAGAUAGAUGUGUGUUUUGGAAUAAUUUGUAUUAGAUUGUUGUGCUGGAGGCAUAUCAAAUGAAGGGGUUUGGAUGGCCCAGUAUGUGUAAAUGUUGUAAUGAGCUCUUUGUUUUGAUAAAUACUGUUUGAAAUGCAAUAAACAUUUGAGGUUA